Dermacentor andersoni is the source of this 2355-nucleotide messenger RNA. Its product is annotated as venom metalloproteinase antarease-like TfasMP_A. Lineage: Eukaryota; Metazoa; Arthropoda; Arachnida; Ixodida; Ixodidae. Gene Ontology annotation, biological process: membrane protein ectodomain proteolysis. The record is from RefSeq and is a predicted model, not a curated record. Gene Ontology annotation, molecular function: metalloendopeptidase activity.
UGUCACUCUAUGAUCCGCCAUUGACAGCCGGGUGAUCUCACUGAUAACGUGGUCGGAGCAUCGCUCCGACCGCGUACGGAGCGUGAACAGCUCGAAAAAUAAUAGCAUAAUAAAAAAGUUUGCCUCUGGCCGCGAAUGUCGCGUGCUCUGACAUCGGUGGGAAGAUGAGCAAUGCAGGGGGCUGCAAGCAGUCACCCUGAUCACACGCGCGUGCAUAUCGCUUGCGAGAAAUUCUUGUUUCUUGGCCGGAAUUUUUAGGGACACGCCCACCAUGCUCUUCGGCGCCAACGGCCAUCACAUUAGACGCUUCUACGCACAAAGCAGGCACGAGAAGCCCGGAUAGACGUCUCUGACGCCAGCACGGAGGACGAAGAGCCUGCUUGAGGCAUUGCCGCCGCUGAUGCCAGCAUGGCAGGCAAGUCAUCUCGCGAGAUUUCGACGAUGUCUGUGUCCAACCCCUUCUAGGUCCUCCGCGCUGGAAACAUGGCUGGGAAUAACUCUUUCGAGCCGGCGCUUUCGCUGUUAUCGCUUCGGCUGCCAUUCUGUUCGCCUGCUGCUGGCGCUCUCGGCACGCGUACAUGCCUUUGCCUUCUGCUGUGCGCUGCAAGGCUUUGUUUUUCCGUGGCCAGUGUUUCACCGAUGCAAGGAAAACGGCGGAAAGACCAUAUCCGGAGUUCUGCGCGGCUCAUUGGUGGGCUACCACGUAGAGGGAGAGCAUGGCCACUUUUUUCUGCUUUCAAGAGAAUGAAACUUAUUGGUGAAUGGAAGGAGUUCACCGAAGAGAGCAUCACCGUUUACCCUCAAGUGCUCGAGGCUCGAGAAGACGGAUCGGAAAAAGUUCUCAUCGUUCACAAAGAUUACCACCUCCGCUUGAAGAAAGCGUCCAUUCUCGCUGGCCGUCUUCUACUUCUAAACGUAACAGAAAACGACGUCCUUGAGCAAUAUGUUGACGGUGCCCACUACGAAAGACACCUGUACGAAGAUACGAGCAAGAAAGCCUCCAUACUGCUGAAGCCUCGAGAACAUGGUGAAUACUUUGUUACAGGUCUCAUAAAUUUCACUCAUCGCAUUGAGCCGGUGAUGCUUGUGGAAAGGUCGUCAGACAGAAUAGCCCACAAGAUAGUGCAAAUUGCCAACAUACAAGGGUCAUGUGAGAACGAUCAAGUCAUUGAAAAGGGUCCUCGAGAACCGUCGCCUCCGGAAAUAGAAAUGAGAGGAGCAAUUCCACAAGAAUUUGGUGUCGAGUUGCACUUCAUCAGUGACUACAACCACAGCAAGCACUUCGAAGGGCGAACAGACGAUCACGUCAUGUACGUGACGCUGUUUAUGCAUUCGGUCAGCCUUCGCAUGGACCAGCUUACUCCGCCUGUCCCCAUCGGUAUAACAAAAAUUCAGGUGACGUCAAUGGAUAAAGAAGAGUAUGUUGCGCUGUGGGAUAAUGGUGACCUCAUUGGUAACGAGACGCUUAAGAAGCUGAAUGAUGUAAUACGAAAAGACAAUGACUACCAGAAGUCGGACGUGGUCUACAUGGCAACAGGACGAGAAAUGAUCACUCUUAUUCCCGGAGGCAAGAGCUCAUACAUAUUAGGUUUGUCAGGUGCAGCUCGAGCUUGUGCCGAUGAAAGAGCUGCAGUGGGAGAGGACAUACCGGGCAAGUUUUCGGGAGUGACCACUGCCGCCCAUGAAAUUGGACAUUUAUUAGGUUCUCCUGACGACAGCCCAGGCAAGUGGGGUAAUUGCAAAACGGAAGACGGAUACCUAAUGAGCAGAUAUGCGAAAGGGAAACGUCACUUCACUUUCUCAAAUUGCAGCAAGAAUGCCAUCGCUGCGUUCCUGAAGUUAGAAACAUCUACCUGCUUGACAAAAAGAACCAACUGUCAUAUUGUGUCCUUCCCCAACAAGGCAUUAAAACUUCCCGGACAUGUGAUGAGCGGCGAUACCUAUUGCAAACUAUUCUACUCAGGGUUUGCCGCUGCUUACUUUCUUGAGCUUUUCGCGUUCCUCAAGAAGUGCAAGGUUCCUUGCCUGGUUAAGGACAAAAGAAUCAAUAAGCUGAGGUUUUUGACGACUAUAGCACCGGAUGGCACGCGUUGCGACUACAAUGAUCGAUACAAGGUUUGCAAAAAUGCCAUCUGCGUAUGAGCGCAUGAUCACUUUCACUUGGAGAAUGACUGCUUGUCUCUGAAACGUUUUUCCAUGGACCUCUCGCGCCAGAAUACAUUGUCUUGUAUAUCAAUCAGUCCGUCGCGAUAAACUUUGUUCGUGAUGCUCCUUCUGAGUGUUGAAUAAAUGUUGAUUUUUGUGAGUAGCAAACAAUGUACUUUCUCAUGGCAGAAAAGUGAUAUAAAAACCUGA